Canariomyces notabilis is the source of this 1070-nucleotide messenger RNA. RefSeq lists its product as uncharacterized. Bases 167 to 736 code for a protein of 189 amino acids. Lineage: Eukaryota; Fungi; Ascomycota; Sordariomycetes; Sordariales; Chaetomiaceae. The record is from RefSeq and is a predicted model, not a curated record. The transcript has a single exon.
GGCUGACCUGAUCUGGGCUUGGGCACUCGAAGCUGGGAGAAGAGGUAUUAAGUAUUAGUAUAAGGAGCCUGGUGUGUCCCAAGGCCCGGCCGUCAAUGCCAACAGUUUCUCAAACGAUACUACCAGUCAUAUUUCCCCUGGAUCAGAAAAUAGACCGUACGGCACCAUGGCAUCACAACUCCCCUUCAAGCUCCCUUCCACGCGAGCCCUGCUGCUCGCCGUCUUGUUCACCCUCAGUGCCCACGCCAACCCCAUCCCGGGCCCCGACUCCGGAACAACUGAAGAAAUCUCCCAAUGUGCCACCAUCUUAUGCAUGGCCGGCACCGACUGCAAAGUAAUCGACGGCCGCGCCCAAUGCAUACCCAUCAACCCCAAGCCCGAGGUAUGCGGCAAAACGGUCUGCGCGGCCGGCCUGAUAUGCUGCAACGCGUCGUGCGGCAUCUGCACCAAGCCCGGCAUGAUGUGCACCCAGCAAGCUUGCAAUGAUGACGGUCCCAAGGGGGAGAAAUGUGGCUCUGUCUUCUGCAAGCCCGGCACCGAGUGCUGCAACCCGAGUUGUGGUACAUGUGUUGCUCCCGGAAAGGGAUGCACCAAGCAGCUCUGCCUUCCUGAUCCGCCCAAGCAGGAACAGUGUGGCAAGACCGUUUGCCCAGAGGGGUUCGUCUGCUGCAAUUCGAGUUGUGGGACUUGCACGCCGCCGGGGGGAGCUUGUACGCAGCAGUUUUGCACGAACUGAGUGCCUUGGAAAGGGAUAAGGUUGGGAAAUAGGAGAAGAAAAGUUGGGGUGGUAGUCUGUCAUGGGGUCAGGGAUGUCGUACAUUACUAGUACAUGUGUCUAUACCAGGAUGGUCAAAAAUGAUCUGUGUUUGCUGGAUCAAAAGGCGGGUUCGGGAAAAGGUAGAGGACUUCCACUUUCUCGUCAGGGGUAGGACAAGCACGCUGUGCUUGUAGUCAAGCUUCGUUCAAAUCGUUCCUCGUGCUGCUCCGCUAGCAUGGGAAGUGGUAAAGUACUUGACAUCGACCUACUAGGUGUGUGACUGAUGGCGGAAUGGAUCAGCUUCCUCAGCUUG